AUCAUUGGUGUUUGUCUAUAGUUGUGGUUAUUUUUGCUACAAUUUGAAAUUUUUUAUACAAAGAGAAGAUUGAGCCACUUCAACAAAAUGUUAACAACGCCCUUUAAAGCUUUGAGUGUAUCAUGCGUGCUAAUUGUGCUAAUAGCCUGCCCCUUGUCUAUGGCCCAGUCACAAAUUUUCCCCAAGCUCAGUAAUGUCAAAGACUUUGAUGACUUCUUGAGGCAGACUGGCAAAGUCUACAUUGAUCCCAAGGAACGUCAAUUGCGUGAAUCUCUGUUCAUAGCCAAAAAAGCCUAUGUGGACUUGGGCAAUAAAAAUGCGGCAGAUAAUAAAGCCUCCUUUACCAUGAACCUAAAUACCUUGGCAGAUUUGACCCAUGAUGAGGUUAGCAAGUUGUAUGGAUCCAAAAUUAGCUUUUCUGGAGAAAACCUAACCUCCACUCAUGUAAACUUUGUUACCUCGAAAUCGAAAAAUCUGAAUUUACCCGAACAUUUCGAUUGGCGUGAAUUGGGUGGUGUUACGCCUCCCGAUUUCCAAGGUUUCCAAUGUGGUGCCUGUUGGUCCUUUGCCACCGUGGGUGCCCUGGAGGGCCAUCUAUUUCGCCGCACCGGACUCUUGGUGCCCCUGUCAGCUCAAAAUCUGGUAGAUUGUGCCGAGGAUUAUGGCACCACCGGUUGUGAUGGUGGUUUUCAGGAGUAUGCCUUCGAGUAUAUACGCGACCAUGGCAUUUCGGUGGCCAAUCGUUAUCCUUAUAUCCAAUCCGAAAAUCCUGAGUGCGGACGUAAUGAAACCACAGAUAAAGGUGUCUACAUACGUGAUUAUGCCCGCAUCAAGCCUGGCGAUGAGGAGAAAAUGCGUGAAGUUAUAGCCACCCUGGGUCCGGUGGCCUGUUCCAUUAAUGCCGAUACUUCCUCGUUUGAGCAGUAUAUUGGUGGCAUUUAUGAUGAUGAUGCCUGCAAUGAGGGUGAAGUCAAUCACUCAGUGCUGGUUGUGGGCUAUGGUAGCAAAUAUGGCCGUGACUAUUGGAUUGUGAAGAAUUCCUAUUCUGCCAAUUGGGGAGAGAAUGGUUUCUUCAAGUUGCCACGUUAUAAAAAUAGUUGUGGCAUUGCCACUGAAUGCAGUUUCCCCAUUCUAUAGGAGAUUUUUGUU
Molecule: messenger RNA, 1149 nt
Organism: Stomoxys calcitrans (stable fly)
Lineage: Eukaryota; Metazoa; Arthropoda; Insecta; Diptera; Muscidae
Product: procathepsin L
Exons: 3
Coding region: 88-1137 (349 amino acids)
Cellular component (GO): lysosome
Molecular function (GO): cysteine-type endopeptidase activity
Source: RefSeq, a predicted model, not a curated record